This is a messenger RNA of Dreissena polymorpha, 933 nucleotides long. RefSeq names its product cAMP-regulated phosphoprotein 19-like. Gene Ontology annotation, molecular function: protein phosphatase inhibitor activity. Gene Ontology annotation, cellular component: cytoplasm. The record is from RefSeq and is a predicted model, not a curated record. NCBI's taxonomy places the organism in Eukaryota, Metazoa, Mollusca, Bivalvia, Myida, Dreissenidae. The coding region runs from base 95 to 526 and encodes 143 amino acids. The transcript has 3 exons.
ACAUUUAUUCGUCAAAAAGAAAUUCUGCAAAAUUCGGGCGCUACAUCCAUAUUAUUUACUUGAUAAUUUUUUUUAACAUUGACCAAUUAGUAAAAUGUCUGAUGAUAAUGAAAAACAAGACCAUUCAAUCGCAUCUUCUGAAGAAGUCAGUGGGGAUGAAAAUAACGAAGAGUCAGUUUUUAAAGUUCCUGAAGCUAAGGAUUCAGCCUCAAUAGAGAAAGAGCAGGAGGCAAAGCUGAAAGCCAAGUAUGGGCAGCUGGGAGGCCUUGUCAAGAAACCAGGUGGAGGAUCAGCAUUUCUUCAAAAACGGCUCCAGAAAGGGCAAAAGUACUUUGAUUCUGGUGAUUACAAUAUGGCCAAGGCAAAGAUGAACAACCCGAAGCGACCGUUGGCUGCAAAGGAAAAGCUGCUUCUGCAGGAGAGCAUAGGAGGCGCAAUUCCCACGCCAACAGAGGUGGAGCACAUGCGCCGCCCAUCACAGGUGGCAAGCAAACUGGUCAUAGAGGGUGGUGAUGGACAACCAUAGACUACCUCUCCUGACACGCAACUGCCAGUCUUCUUAUUCGUGGAAUCAUGCAAAUAACAGACUUGCGAAACUAUGAAAGCUACAAGACGUAUUAAAAAUCAAGAUGUUUUGUGAAAGUUCAGUUAGUUUAAGCAUGACUGUUGUCCCAUUUAACCAGACAUGAAAUUCUCUGUGUUUUAAUGGACAUUUGGAAUACCUUUGCUAUCAAACAUUUGUGUUUGUUUUUUAUAUCACAAUUGUAAACAUUGAUAACAGAGUAAAUAGUAAAUUAAGCAAAUUUCAGAAAGAAGUUAGUUUAUGGUAUUUCUGCAGUAAUUGUUGUAUGUCCACUUGUAACUUAUGUUUGUGGAAAGUGUAGAUAUUUUGUUGUAUUAAGUAAAAUUUGAUAUUAAAUUGUUGUCAUAUGA